This is a messenger RNA of Aureobasidium namibiae CBS 147.97, 1134 nucleotides long. Its product is annotated as WD40 repeat-like protein. Lineage: Eukaryota; Fungi; Ascomycota; Dothideomycetes; Dothideales; Saccotheciaceae. Gene Ontology annotation, molecular function: protein binding. The transcript has 3 exons. The record is from RefSeq and is a predicted model, not a curated record. The coding region runs from base 1 to 1134 and encodes 377 amino acids.
AUGACUUCAAUCGACUCGAUCAAAUCCCUGGUUCUGGAUCUACCUCCUAGCUGUAUUGAAUUUUGCUCCGCAGCGCGAGACUACUUUGUGGUCGGGACAUAUUUUCUGGAAAAGAGAGAACAAGAUGCUAGUGUAGCUGAGGGGGAAAAGAGCAAAGAUGAAGAGGACAAGAGCGAAGAUGUUGGAAAAAAACCUCAGACUAGAACUGGAUCAUUGAUUCUGUUCAAGGUUGAAGGUGAUGAGAUCAUCACCAUUUCAACAACACCCACCCCCUACGCAAUCCUCGACCUGCACUUCUCGCCCCACGACCCUUCUCUUCUAGCCGUAGCAGGCUCAACAGGAUGUCUCCAACUCUUCCGUUUCUCUGCCGCCACCACAUCCUUAGAAUCCCUCUCUACCUACCAAUUCUUCGAUCCAGCAAUCCUAGCUUUAUCGUUAGCUUGGCAUCCUGUCGAAGCAAACAAACUGGGUGUAACAGCAUCAGACGGCGGUGUCUAUAUUGUCGAUACCGCUGUCUCGGUAGAAGAAGCAACAGGCACGGGAACCCAAAUCUUGGAGCACGAAUUGGAAGCUUGGACAUUGGUCUUCUCUCACAAUGGCAGUGCCAUCUACUCUGGCGGCGACGACGCAAGUUUACGUUUUUCCACUCUUGCGACAUCAGAAGGUCAAGAAGAAGGAAACGACUUCACACCCGUACAGUGGCAAGACCGCCGUUCCCACCAGGCAGGCGUCACCGCCAUUUUGCCUCUGGCACUUGAAGACAACAUCCUCAUCACAGGCAGUUAUGACGAUAACAUACGCAUUCUCUCCGCACCUCUUGUAGGCAGGAAACAAAUCCUCGCAGAAGAAAACCUCGAAGGCGGUGUUUGGCGACUGCAACCGCUACACCAAGACACUCAAGCACGAUCAUAUACGGUUCUGGCAAGUUGCAUGCAUGCAGGCACCAGAAUCGUGCGUGUUCAAGCAGACGAUGACAAGGGCGAUUGGAGUAUAGAGGUGCUGGCAAAGUUUGAGCAACACAAGAGUAUGAAUUAUGGCAGUGAUGCGCAACCCGAAGCAAGCGGAUACAGUGGACCGCGAACCAUUGUGUCGACUAGUUUUUACGACAAGUUGUUAUGUCUGUGGAGGUUUUGA